Lycium barbarum (goji berry) is the source of this 1314-nucleotide messenger RNA. Its product is annotated as receptor-like protein 46. Gene Ontology annotation, molecular function: protein binding. The coding region runs from base 1 to 1314 and encodes 437 amino acids. The record is from RefSeq and is a predicted model, not a curated record. The transcript has a single exon. NCBI's taxonomy places the organism in Eukaryota, Viridiplantae, Streptophyta, Magnoliopsida, Solanales, Solanaceae.
AUGAAUCUUGCAAACAACCUGUUUUCAGGAUCUAUUCCCAUAAAUAUUGGUCAUGUGAUGACAAAACUCCAAGUUUUAGAUCUUUCUGGAAAUGCUUUUACAGGAUCUAUACCAUAUUCAAUAACAAAGGUAAAGAAACUUUUGAGAUUGGACAUUUCAGACAAUCAUUUGUCCGGAAAGCUCCCUGAUUGGUGGUAUGAAUUGCAACAACUUCAUGUCAUAGAUUUUUCGGGGAAUAAUCUUUCAGGUGGUAUUCCUCCUUCAGUGUGUUCACCACCCUCACUUUUUUGGUUAAGAUUGAGUCGCAACAACCUUUUUGGAGAACUUCCAAAAUCAUUGAGGAAUUGCAAAAGCUUGCUUACACUUGAUAUUGGAGAGAACAAAAUCAAUGGCACCAUACCCGUGUGGUUCGGAGAAAGUCUCUUAUCUCUGCAAAAGCUUAGAAUGACGGGUAGCAUGAUUGAUGGACGUAUUCCACCACAACUAUGCCAACUUUCUAGCCUCCAAAUUCUUGAUCUUUCACAUAACCAUUUGAAAGGUUCUAUUCCUUCCUGCCUGGGAAGUUUGAGAGCUUUUAAGUCCGUAAAAUUUUACAAGUGGCUUCCUAAUUACUACCAUUUCAGCUAUGUCCCCAAGAUGGAGUUGGUUAAGAAAGGAACAAUAAGGACAUACACCUUCACCUUAGAUCAAGUGAAUCUUAUUGAUCUUUCCUGCAACAGUCUUCACGGAGAAAUCCCGACUGAGAUUAUUAAUCUCUCAGCCUUAGGCACUCUGAAUCUAUCUUGGAACCAAUUAUCAGGAAGAAUUCCAAAGGACAUAGGGAGCAUGCAGCUAUUGGAGACACUAGACCUUUCCUCUAACCAUCUCUCAGGUUCUAUCCCAUUGAGCAUGUCAUCCAUCACUUCAUUGAGCCAUCUUAACUUGUCACAUAACAACCUUAGUGGCCCUAUCCCAUCAACAAACCAAUUCGGAACCUUUACUGAUCCUUCAUGUUUCGAAGGCAAUCCGGAACUUUGUGGGAAACCACUGCUAACGGAUUGCUCUCUAGCCAGAGAAAAGGAAACGGAAAGGAAAAUUGAAGAUGAUGACGAUGAUGAUGAGCAGGAGAUAAGGCAAUGUUUUUUUGUGGGCGCGGGAGUUGGAUUUGUUGUCAUGUUUGUGGCGACAUUUAGCAGCUUGAUGAUAAACAAGUCGUGGAGAUACUGCUGCUUCCAUUUCAUGGAGGAAGUUGGAGAAAGAGUUAUCAGUUGCUGUUUGGGUUUCAUCGCUUGCUUGAAUAGGAUUUUUACAGUGACAAGGAAUUUAUUUCUAUAG